This is a messenger RNA of Schistosoma intercalatum, 1356 nucleotides long. NCBI's taxonomy places the organism in Eukaryota, Metazoa, Platyhelminthes, Trematoda, Strigeidida, Schistosomatidae. The record is from the annotation of a GenBank genome assembly.
AUGCUCAAUAAUAUAAAUCAAUUAACAACAAUGAUAACAACCAUAGCAUCAACAAUAACUACAAACAAUCUAUCCACAUCACCAAUAAAUGAAGUGAAUCAAUCUAUGACAACAACAUCAUUAGUAACAACUACCAAUAUUAUGCCAAUAAUCAAUGCAAAAUGUAAACCUAUUGAAUCAUUAGAAUUAUUUGGACGUGUUUACGGUGAUAUGCAUGGAUAUAUUACAUUAUUUCUAUGUCCUAUAUGUGUAUUAUCUAAUAUUUGUAUUGUAAUUGUACUUAAUCAACGUGAUAUGAUAUCACCGACAAAUUUUCUAUUAACAUCAUUAGCAAUCAGUGAUGGUUUAUUGAUGAUUUUCUAUAUACCAUUUACAAGUUAUUUUUUAAUUGGUCGUCAUACACGUAAUUCAACUUAUAAUUGGGCUGUUUAUCUUCUAUUUCAUAUUAGUCUACAGAAUUUUCUUCAUUUAACUUCAAGUUAUAUUGUUGUUGUUAUAGCUGUAUUUCGAGUUCUCUAUGUAAAAUUUAUAGUCAAAUGUCAAAUUUUAUGCAGUAUGCAAAGAGCUAAAUUUGCUAUUACAAUAGUAUUUAUAAUUAGUAGUAUAUUAUCUAUUCCAUGUAUUAUGAAUCAUCAUAUUGUACAAAAUAAUAAUGAACAAACAUUGAAUAGUUACAUGGUUACUUAUGUAGAUAAUGAAGUUAUGUUAAAUUAUCUUUAUUGGAAUACAGCAAUUUUUUUGAAACUUCUACCAUUAUUAUGUUUAUGUGUACUUAGUUUUAUGAUUAUAUAUACAAUACGUAGACAAAAUUCACGGAUGAGAAAAAUGAAAACCAAAUCAAUCAUAUGUGUUGAUCGUGUUAUUGAAACAUCCAGUUCACAUAAUCCAACUAGUUCAAAUUCAAUCAUCAUUAAUAAUAAUGAAUUAGAUCAAAAUCAAAAUCAAUUAAAUAAUCAUGAUAUAAAAGAGAAGAUUAAAUUUCAACCCAUUCAUGGAUCUAAUACUUUAUCAUAUACAACUAAUUCAAUGUAUAAAAAUGUUACUCUAUUAAAAAAACGUAAUACAUUUGAAAAUGAACGUGAAAAAGCAGAAAAUAGAAUGACAAAAUUUUUAUUAGCUAUUGUUUUCAUAUUUAUGAUUACAUUACUUCCUCAGGCAAUAUUAUUAUUUUUAAGUGGACUUGUGGGUGAUUGUUUCACAGAUACUGUGUAUAAUGCAUUGGGUGAUUUUAUGGAUCUAUUGACAAUUGUUAAUAAUGGUAUUAAUUUUAUACUGUAUUGUUCAAUGUCACAUCAAUUUCGUACAACUUUCAUACAAUUCUGUACACGGAUAUUUAAAAUAUGUAAAAAGACCUAA